UCUCCUCAGUCGCGCUCUGACCGCGGAACAGUGAGUUUGUAAGUGAGGUUACGUUGGUCGUCGGAACUACGUGUUUUGUGCGAUGUUUAGCGCUUGAUGCAUCGGCGCGCGAUGAGGUUGUUUGUAUUUGUGGUGGUGUGUUGUUUGGGGGUGCAGGCCGAGAGCUAUCUGAAGAUGUUCUCGGGCCAACACAACAACGCUGACCCCUGCUACGACGAGGACCGUCCCCGCAAGUGUAUCCCCGACUUUGUGAACGCGGCGUUCGGAUCCCCGGUUGAGGCGUCCUCCGUUUGCGGUGCAGGGCCCAGACCCUCGCACUACUGCGACCUGCCCGAUGGCCCGUGCUCCAUUUGUGACGACUCGUCCCCCCGACACCGGUUCCCGCCCGCUCAUCUCACCGAUCUCAACAAUCCGAACAACGUGACUUGCUGGCGCUCGGAGCCGGUCGCCACCCCCGCUAGUCCGUCUGCGCCGCCCGAUAAUGUCACCCUGUCGCUGAGCUUGGGCAAGAAGUAUGAGUUGACCUAUGUGAGUUUGCAGUUUUGUCCGCGCGCCGCCAAGCCUGACUCGAUUGCCGUCUACAAGAGCAUGGACUAUGGCAAGACUUGGCAGCCCUUCCAGUUCUACAGCAGCCAGUGUCGCAAGGUUUACGGCCGCCCAAACCGCGCCACCAUCACCAAGGCCAACGAGCAAGAGGCUCUUUGCACCGACUCGCACCGGUUCGCCGCCGGAGAGCCCCCGUCCAUGUCCCGCGUGGCAUUCAGCACCCUGGAAGGCCGGCCCAGUGCCCCGGACUUCGACAACAGUCCCGUGCUCCAGGACUGGGUCACAGCCACCGACAUCCGCGUCGUCUUCAACCGGCUGCACUUUGACGAACCAAAAGAGUAUGUGAGGAACAACCCGGCUCCACAGCCGUCCUCCCCCCGUGAAAAAGAGAACACAACAGACGAGGAGGAGGAUCAGUUCGUGGCGAGCGUUCUGUCCGCCGAUGGACCCGACAACAGUUUGGAUAAUGCUCCCAGAAUGCAGACAACUACAACCCAGUCGCCUGUGACGGCGCCCGCUCCCAUCACCUACCACUACGCCGUGUCGGAUCUGUCCGUGGGAGGCCGGUGCAAGUGCAACGGACAUGCUUCCCGGUGCCUGCCGGCCGGGCCCGGUGCACAGUUGGUGUGUGACUGCAAGCACAACACUGCCGGACGCGAUUGUGAACGCUGCAAGCCGUUCCACUUUGACAGGCCCUGGGGACGAGCCACGGCACGGGAUGCUAACGAAUGCAAAGGUUAG
Molecule: messenger RNA, 1287 nt
Organism: Nilaparvata lugens (brown planthopper)
Lineage: Eukaryota; Metazoa; Arthropoda; Insecta; Hemiptera; Delphacidae
Product: netrin-1-like
Exons: 2
Coding region: 97-1287 (396 amino acids)
Source: RefSeq, a predicted model, not a curated record